Carya illinoinensis is the source of this 2208-nucleotide messenger RNA. Its product is annotated as beta-glucosidase BoGH3B-like. The coding region runs from base 148 to 2034 and encodes 628 amino acids. Lineage: Eukaryota; Viridiplantae; Streptophyta; Magnoliopsida; Fagales; Juglandaceae. The record is from RefSeq and is a predicted model, not a curated record. The transcript has 10 exons. Gene Ontology annotation, biological process: glucan catabolic process. Gene Ontology annotation, molecular function: beta-glucosidase activity.
UUUUUAUAAAUACCAGCUCAAUCCAGCUUUCUUCAAACUUCAGCUUCCCAUCAAUCUCUCUCUCUCUCUCUCUCUCUGAAGUAGGAAACUCGCAGUGGCUAUCCCAUUUGAGUUUUCUCUCACACUUCUUCAUUUUGCAAACAGGAAAUGGCGGGAUCUCCCAUUUCCUUGAUGGGGCUUCUGCUCUUAUGUUUUUGGGCAGCCUUCAUAGAAGCAGAAUUCAUGAAAUAUAAAGACCCAAAACAGCCAGUGAAUGUUCGAAUCAAGGAUUUAAUGAGCAGGAUGACUGUGGAGGAAAAGAUUGGCCAAAUGGUGCAGAUUGACCGCAGUGUUGCAUCAGCUGAGGUGAUGAAGAAGUACUUCAUUGGGAGUAUCUUAAGUGGAGGAGGGAGUGUUCCAGCUAAGGAGGCUUCUGCAGAGACUUGGAUUAACAUGGUGAAUGAAUACCAAAAGGGUUCUUUAUCUACUCGCCUUGGAAUUCCAAUGAUUUAUGGGAUUGAUGCUGUUCAUGGCCACAACAAUGUCUACAAGGCAACAAUUUUUCCCCACAAUGUUGGACUAGGUGCUACCAGAGACCCUGAACUUGUUAAGAGGAUUGGGGCUGCAACUGCACUUGAAGUUAGAGCUACAGGCAUCCCAUAUGUUUUUGCACCUUGUAUUGCGGUUUGUAGAGAUCCUAGAUGGGGUCGGUGCUACGAAAGCUACAGUGAAGAUCCCAAGAUUGUUCAGGCAAUGACGGAGAUUGUACCGGGGUUACAAGGGGACAUACCCACCAACUCUCACAAGGGUGUUCCAUUUGUUGCUGGAAAAUACAAGGUUGCAGCUUGUGCUAAGCACUAUGUGGGUGAUGGUGGAACAACAAAUGGCAUAAAUGAAAACAACACGGUGAUAGACAGACAUGGAUUGCUCAGCAUACACAUGCCGGGCUAUUACAAUUCCAUCAUCAAGGGUGUUGCGACCAUUAUGGUCUCAUACUCCAGCUGGAAUGGGAUUAAAAUGCAUGCUAACUAUGAUCUUGUCACUGGCUUCUUGAAGAACACUCUCCGUUUUCGGGGUUUUGUCAUCUCAGAUUGGCAGGGUAUCGACAGAAUCACCUCUCCCCCUCAUGCAAAUUACUCAUACUCUAUCCAAACAGGAAUUCAUGCUGGCAUUGACAUGGUCAUGGUUCCCUACAACUACACAGAAUUCAUUGACGGUCUAACCUACCAGGUUAAGAAUAAAAUAAUCCCUAUGAGCAGAAUUGAUGACGCGGUAAAGAGAAUUUUGCGUGUCAAGUUUGUGAUGGGCCUAUUUGAGAACCCAUUGGCGGAUUUCAGCCUUGUCAACCAGCUUGGAAGUCAGGAGCAUAGAGAAUUGGCUAGGGAAGCUGUGAGGAGAUCACUGGUGUUGUUGAAGAAUGGUGAAUCUGCAGACAUGCCACUGCUACCCCUUCCCAAGAAGGCAUCAAAAAUACUUGUUACUGGCAGCCAUGCUGACAAUUUAGGUUACCAAUGUGGUGGGUGGACAAUAGAGUGGCAAGGACUAAGUGGCAACAACCUUACUAGGGGUACCACAAUCCUCAAAGCCAUUGAAAAUACUGUUGAUCCAAAGACCGAAGUAGUCUACAAGGAGCAGCCGGAUGCCAAUUUUGUUAAGUCCAACAAAUUCUCCUAUGCCAUUGUUGUAGUAGGAGAACUGCCAUAUGCAGAGACUUUUGGUGACAGCUUGAAUUUGACAAUCCCUGACCCUGGCCCAAGCACCAUAAUGAAUGUCUGCGAGGCUGUGAAGUGUGUUGUUGUUGUUAUCUCUGGCCGUCCUGUUGUGAUCCAGCCAUAUAUUUCCUCAAUUGAUGCCCUGGUUGCUGCAUGGCUUCCAGGAACCGAAGGCCAAGGAGUCGCCGAUGUUUUAUUUGGUGACUAUGGUUUCACCGGCAAGCUUUCACGCACAUGGUUCAAGACUGUUGAUCAGCUUCCAAUGAAUGUGGGGGAUUCACAUUAUGACCCCCUCUUCCCAUUUGGAUUUGGUCUCACCACAAAACCUGCCAAGGCUAAUUAGGUAACGAUUCCGAGGACUUUCAUUUAGUUCUGGGACAUAAUUACAUUUGUUAUAGUGCCAAACAAAUAAGUUCCACUCAAUGGGAGUUUGAUUAUCGAUUGUUUCAAACAGAACAAUUACUUAUAAUGUAGUACCCAAUAAUUCACAAUAGUAAAUUUCUAUGUUCUUGAGGUA